Messenger RNA from Coccinella septempunctata (seven-spotted ladybird), 2622 nucleotides. RefSeq names its product leupaxin-like. The coding region runs from base 367 to 1980 and encodes 537 amino acids. NCBI's taxonomy places the organism in Eukaryota, Metazoa, Arthropoda, Insecta, Coleoptera, Coccinellidae. The transcript is spliced from 8 exons. Gene Ontology annotation, molecular function: actin binding; muscle alpha-actinin binding. Gene Ontology annotation, cellular component: Z disc; filamentous actin; stress fiber. Gene Ontology annotation, biological process: actin cytoskeleton organization; muscle structure development. The record is from RefSeq and is a predicted model, not a curated record.
GAUCGAUUUUCGCCUCUGUGAACCUCCCAAUUUUCCAGUUUCUUCGGAAAAAUCCCAUCUCGACUGGCUGCGAGUUUCGUAAUAAAUCUUCUAUUUUUAGUGACCGUACCGGCUUGCCAAAACUCAGAUCGAACACGUUAAUAAUUAUUAUCCGUAAUAAUCGUGUGCCCGGAGCUCUACUCCUCCAAACUUCCUCGGGGAACGUUUAUUGUCUAACGAAACCAAUUGUUUGUGUGGUGACCUACUCCAAAAUUCGCGAACCGUUCAGUUCCGAGAACGAUCCGCCAAAGGACCGCUCUUUCCUCCCGCGAAUUUUGGCAGUUUCGAGUGGUGCCGCUUUUCGCGAAAUUUUGGUGAGGAACUGUCAUGAGUUCUAGUUUACGCAGGCGCACCCCCAGCCCUAAAACCGUCACUUUCGAUCCCUCCCUGCCGGCAGAUAUGGACCGUCGAUCCAGGAGGAAUUUCAGGAGUCUGAACGAAUGGGAAAAGUACUUGAACGCAUUGUUGGCUGACCUACAAAGCACCAUCCCAGGGUCAGGUUCCCUCAAUUCCUCCAGGACUUCAAAACAAUCCCCAGUAGGAAGUCCAGCGUCCAGAAAUGAGAGCGUUUAUUCGACGGUUUCCUAUGAGAAAUCCAGGGCGUUAUCCGACUCCAAGAGUCCGUCCCUUGGACAGUCCACCAACAACUACUACUCGCCGCCUGAACCUCCAAGAAAACCAGGUGCAUACAACAACAACCUCAUGGAACUGGACAACUUGCUCCAAGAUCUCAGCAGUUCGAGAUACGCUAACCUCUCUGACCACGGGUUGAACGGGUCGCAAAACGCUUCUUUUAAUGGAUCUGGAGCUAGGAGCCCACAUUCUAGACCUUCUAGUGCCCAAAGCAUCUCCAAUCGGCCCACAGUAGACAGCCUGCUGGACAGCUUAGAUUCGGGUGAAGUUAUUUACACCGGCCCCCAGAAAGUAACGAUCACGGUGAAAGAAACAAAGACAGAGACUGGAUUCCCCGGGGAAACCGAACUUAUUUCUUCCGAAGUAUCUACUUCGAAAACACCUGCUGCUUCCAAGGCUACUAAGGAGCUGGAAGAACUGAUGGCUAGUCUAUCUACGAGCAAGGGCAAGCAGCCAAUCGCCAGUCCACCUGAGAAGAUCUACCCUUCCAAAGCGACCCAGUCACAGACCUCCCCAGCCCCCAAGCAGAACCUCGAUCAUAUGCUUGGUAACCUACAGGCCGAUAUGAGUCGCCAAGGGGUCAACACGAGCCAGAAGGGAUGCUGCAGCGCCUGCGAUAAGCCCAUAGUGGGCCAGGUCAUCACCGCCCUUGGGAAAACGUGGCAUCCAGAGCACUUCACUUGCAACCACUGCUCCCAGGAGUUGGGCACCAGGAAUUUCUUCGAACGCGAGGGAAAACCGUACUGCGAGAUCGACUACCACAACCUGUUCAGCCCGAGAUGCGCCUACUGCAACGGUCCCAUUCUGGAUAAAUGCGUGACGGCUUUGGAGAAGACCUGGCAUAUGGAACACUUCUUCUGCGCCCAAUGCGGCAAACAGUUUGGGGAAGAUGGUUUUCAUGAAAGGGAGGGUAAACCCUAUUGCCGUGAGGAUUAUUUCGACAUGUUCGCCCCUAAAUGCGGCGCUUGUAAUCGCCCGAUCAUGGAUAAUUACAUUUCAGCUCUGAACAGUCAAUGGCAUCCGGAUUGUUUCGUUUGUAGGGAUUGCCGCCAGCCCUUCAUAGGGGGCUCUUUCUUCGACCACGAGGGACAACCGUACUGCGAGACCCACUAUCACCUGAAGCGCGGUUCUUUAUGCGCCGGCUGCCAUAAGCCGAUUUCAGGCCGUUGCAUCACGGCCAUGUUCAGGAAGUUCCAUCCAGAACAUUUUGUAUGUGCGUUUUGUUUGAAACAGUUGAACAAAGGCACAUUCAAAGAGCACACCGAUAGGCCCUAUUGCCACGCUUGCUUCGACAAGUUGUUCGGUUGAAAAGAUUAAAAAUGCUAUUUUCUUAUAUUCAUCAGGAUUUUCGUGAGGACUGACGCUGAAAUCAUUACUCAUCCAGGCUUGAACUUUCAGUUAGAUUUCCGAAGUACAGAUCGGUUCGGAGAAAAAUCAAUUAUAUAUUUUUAGAUGCAGCUUUACCAGUACACAUUCCAGAUCCAAUCGUUCAAUGUAAAAAUAUCAAGAUCUGCACUCAAUUCUUUUUCGUUAAGAAUAAAUAAAACAGUUGGUCAAUUAACUAUAUUACAAAUAAAAUUGAAUUGAAAAUUAUAGAAUAGACUUAAAUAGUUGAGCCUAUUAAUGAUUUUAUUCUAAUAUCUGCACCAGUUAUUCUGCAUUCUUACUAAUUAUAAAAGUUUAAUGUGAUGAAGUUUUAUCAUAAUAAUUAUGGAUAUUUUAAUGCCAGAUUUUAUUUAAUAUGGUGCAAUAUGACUGUUAGAACAGUACUUAUUUCAUUCCUUCAGUAUCAUAUUGAAAUAAUUUAAACUUGUGCUGAAAAAAUGACAAACUGAUUCUGAAAAAAAUCUUUGAAAUUCAAUGUUUGAAAACAUUUCUGCUUAUUUGAAACUAAUAGAUGAAGAAAUAUUUUAUGUAAUAACUGUUCCAAAUUAAAUUAUUCAAUUUAAA